CACAGCAUCUAUUCUCUCAACACCAAUCACGAGCACCGGCACUCCACCACUAGUUCAUCAUUAUCCAAAAAAUUCUGGAAAAAAUAUGUGUAUAUUUGUAUAAUACCAUUACAAAUUCAUAUUCUUAAGCAUGCACGCAACGGUGGUACUAGCUUCAAUAAACAAUUAUGCUUAGUGUUCAAUUUAAUUGCCGGAAGUAGAACAUCUAAAGUAUCGAGAAAACUACUAUUUCUCUGCGGACCCUUCAAAGAACACAGCUUUCAAGUUUCAGCUUUUUCUUCUCCUCUCCUUUGACAUCCACUGUCUCAAAGAUGGUUCUUCAACUGCGAAAAGAAGACCGCAACUAAAGCACUCAUGCUUCCUCAACCCAUGAGUUUGUUUGGAGCCUAAGACUGUUCUUGCCAUCGUUUAAAUGUACUGCAGGGCAGCGUCUCUGCUUGUUCUCGUGGGGUCGGGUGUUUUGGUGCUCUGGGUAUGUUACAACUCCAGCUUACCGGUUUCACAGAGUGCCGGAAUUUUGUUCAUCAAUGGAACAGCAUCCGUUGCUAAGACAGACGAUGAUUACAUCUGUGCCACUUUGGAUUGGUGGCCUCCUGAAAAAUGUGAUUAUGGCACUUGCAGCUGGGGAAGAGCCACCCUCCAAACUUUGGAUCUGAAAAACACACUUCUGCUAAAUGCCGUAAAAGCCUUUUCACCCCUGAGGAUUAGAAUAGGGGGGACCUUGCAAGAUAAAGUAGUAUAUGAAACACAGGGUGAUGACAGACCUUGCGGCAUCUUCACCAAGAACAGCUCAGAAUUUCUUGGUUUCUCACAAGGAUGCUUACCUUUGGCCCGAUGGGAUGAGCUGAACUCUUUUUUCAAGCAGACGGGGUCAGCCGUCACAUUUGGGCUGAAUGCAUUAUACGGCAGGAUAAUAGGUUCGGACAGUUUUGUUAAUGGGCCCUGGAAUUCCAGUAAUGCCGAAUCUCUUAUUCAGUACACUGUCAAUAAAGGCUACUCUAUCCUCGGUUGGGAGCUUGGUAAGCGUAGUGAAGGCAAUGAACUAAGUGGACACGGAGUUGGAGCAAGAGUUUCAGCCCACCAGUAUGCAUCAGAUAUAAAAACCCUUCAACACCUAGUGGAAGAAAUAUACGCAGGUUUCGAAGUUAAGCCACUAGUCCUGGCACCAGGGGGAUUCUUUGAUGUAGAUUGGUUUGCCCAUUUUAUAGAUCAAACAAGUAAAACUCUUCAAGUUGUCACCCACCACAUUUAUAACCUUGGUCCAGGAGUCGAUGAUCACCUUAUUUACAAGAUCCUCAAUCCUUCUUAUCUCGAUGGUGCGGUGCGAACAUUCAGCAGUCUUCAGACUCUUCUGAAGAAUUCUGGAACUUCGGCAGUUGCAUGGGUUGGUGAAGCUGGAGGCGCUUAUAAUAGCGGCCGCAACCUUGUCACUAACUCCUUUGUGUUCAGUUUCUGGUACUUGGACCAACUAGGAAUGGCGGCCACUUACGAUACAAAAACAUACUGCAGACAGACAUUGAUCGGUGGAAACUAUGGCUUGCUAAACACUCAAACAUUUCUCCCAAACCCAGAUUACUACAGUGCUCUUCUUUGGCAUAAGUUGAUGGGGAGCGAAGUUUUGUUAACUAGCUUCUCGGGCACAGAUAAGAUCCGUGCUUAUGCUCAUUGCUCAAAGAACUCUCCUGGUAUCACUUUGCUGCUGAUCAACCUUGAUGGUAAAACAACUGUCCAAGUUCACGUUUCAACUGAAAAUGUAACCAGUAAAGGAACAGUGACUCUGAAACACGAGAGCCAAAAUCACAGGACAAGAUUUGCCAGUAUGUCAAGAGGAUCAUCUAAUGAUGGGAACAUCAGAGAAGAGUAUCACUUGAAUGCCAAAGAAGGAAAUAUACAGAGCCAAGUCCUGCUUCUCAAUCGAAAAGUUCUAAACAUAGACUCAUCUGGCAACAUUCCUUCCCUCGAUCCGAUAUAUGUAAGCCACUCAGAUCCAAUCACGGUGGCUCCAUUCUCUGUGGUAUUUGCUCGGAUUCCUAGUAUGAAUGUCCCCGCAUGCAUAUAGUCCAGUACCAUAGGCACAGUGAAUUUGCUAUUUGUAAUCAUAACUAUGAGGCAACCCUCGUAGAUAAUGACUUUCUGGAGAGAUUGUGACAAGCACAGGUAAAAUUGGAUUCAUUUGCAAGUGAAGGCCAGUCAAUUAAUAAAAUUCAGAGUGUUUAUGACA
This is a messenger RNA of Eucalyptus grandis, 2221 nucleotides long. RefSeq names its product heparanase-like protein 3. The transcript has 9 exons. The record is from RefSeq and is a predicted model, not a curated record. Gene Ontology annotation, molecular function: beta-glucuronidase activity. Bases 413 to 2059 code for a protein of 548 amino acids. Gene Ontology annotation, cellular component: plant-type cell wall; membrane. NCBI's taxonomy places the organism in Eukaryota, Viridiplantae, Streptophyta, Magnoliopsida, Myrtales, Myrtaceae.